AUGGCGACGUCCACUCAGAAAGUUGUCAUAGUUACCGGUGCGAUUUCUGGCAUCGGGGCGGUAUUGACAACAUACCUCCUACAAGACGGAUGGACUGUUGUCGGCGUCGACGUGGCCGACUCUUGUGAUCCAAAGAUCGCCGAAGAGUUUGGAAAGUCCUUCUCCUAUCGCACAUGCGACGUUUCCAACUACGAUGCGCUGGCAGAGACCUUUGCACAGGUGUUUGCACAGUUUGGACAGAUCAAUGCGUUCUGCUCCAAUGCUGGUAUAAUCGAUAGAAGCUCGGUCUACAUCUACAGCCACCGUGGAAAAACUAGCAUUCCCCCCAAGCCUGACCUCGCCUGCACAGCGGUUUGCUACCAUGCUUUGAUCUAUGGAACUCAGCUUUCAAUCCACUUCAUGCGACAGAACCCGACCCCGGGAGGUUUCAUCGUCUGCACUUCAAGCAUGGUGGGAUAUCAUCCCAUUGCUACUUUCCCCGAAUAUUGUGGAGCCAAGUCUGCCAUGAACGCAUUUGUGAUUUCAACGGCCCCUGUCCUCAAGCUGAAGGAAAACAUAACGAUUAACGCUGUGCUGCCGGGGAUCGUCCCAAGCCAGUUCAUUUCUCAAGAGAUGCGUGACACCUUUGGUGCCGAUGGGUUGACCCCGAAGGAGACUAUUGCUGCGGCGUACAUGAAGUGCCUGCAUGAUCGCAGUCUGAAUGGAGAACUGAUCGAGUGUUCGAGGGACAAGCAUUUUGUGCUCCCACGACCGGGCUACGCAGACGGAGAGACUUCCAAGCGCACCUGCACUGUAUAUGACCCAUAUUUCGUACAAGUUCACGGGGAAUCUUCCCAGCUUGAGGAUAUAGUUAGACGACGUAACUGA
Molecule: messenger RNA, 867 nt
Organism: Fonsecaea pedrosoi CBS 271.37
Lineage: Eukaryota; Fungi; Ascomycota; Eurotiomycetes; Chaetothyriales; Herpotrichiellaceae
Exons: 6
Coding region: 1-867 (288 amino acids)
Cellular component (GO): cytoplasm
Molecular function (GO): oxidoreductase activity, acting on the CH-OH group of donors, NAD or NADP as acceptor
Source: RefSeq, a predicted model, not a curated record